UCCUUUUUCAUUUUUUUCUCCUUCACCUAAAUUUUCAUUCCCUUCGUUUACCCAAACCGAUCAUUUUUCCCAAAAUGUCAUCACUAGAGAUGUCUCACAUCGAUUUAGAGCAAGGGACUCACCGCCACAACGGGAGUGACGUAAGCGUCGGAGAGGCAAGCGUCUGCUUCUCGGAUGGCUACGAGGGCUCUUGCUUCUUUCAGUUUUAUUCCACUGCAGGUGGUUCUCACGACGGCUACAGUAUCGCCUACGGAGAAAUCGGUGGUGCUUCGGAUAGGAGGGGAUGUUCGACCUCGGAUUUCUCGGUGGAAGCGGAGAUCCAGAGGGGGUCCCGGAGAUCAAGAUGCAUUCAGCCAAAGUUGAGAGGGAUUGUAGGAUUUACCAUGUGGGUUUGGAAAGUAAUAGCCGUGAAUCUGGGGUUCCUAUCGAACUGGUUGUUCUUGUAAAGAUGAUCUUGCUGUUGCUCAUAAACAUUGUGCUGAAGCCUGGUUUAAGAUCAGAGGAAAUAAGUAAAACAAUUCGAACAUUUUUAACUUAUUGGUGAAAACUACAAUUCUAACA
Hibiscus syriacus is the source of this 561-nucleotide messenger RNA. RefSeq lists its product as uncharacterized. The transcript has a single exon. The record is from RefSeq and is a predicted model, not a curated record. Lineage: Eukaryota; Viridiplantae; Streptophyta; Magnoliopsida; Malvales; Malvaceae. The coding region runs from base 75 to 446 and encodes 123 amino acids.